GAGGGAGAAAAUGAUCGGGUACAAGUUUUUAGAAAAGAAUUUCACACAUAUAUAUACUCUUAGAUUAUAUUAGGGUAAAAUUUCUAUCUCAUUUAAAAAAAGAUCAACGGCUUAGAUUCAAAAAAAGAAAAGAAAAAAUGUACAACUACAACAACUAUCCCGCUAAAACAACAGUAUAUAUAUAAGCAACCAAUUCUAACAGCUUUUCCCUCCUAAAUACUCAAGCUCUUCAAAAUCUCCCUCUCUCACAAUCACACAGAAUCCAUGGCUCGUAGAUUAUUAAAUACAUGUUGCUUGGUUCUGGUACUGGUUGCUCUGUCAACUGUGGCAUUCGCAAUUGUUUGGACUCAAAGAAAUGCGCCUUUGAAGAAGAUCGCGAUGAUGAAUUGAUGAUGAUGAUGAAUACAAGGAAGGUGAUUACAUUCCUCUCUUCGCCAACAAAGCUUGUCCUUAUCAAGGAGAUCCAUGUGAGCCAUAUUCAUAUUUUGAUUUGCCAUUCUGCCCUCCUGGAGAUCCAAUACCCAACAGAAAGAAAUCCUUUCAAGAACUUUUAGAAGGGGAUUGCUAUGUCAACACUCGGUAUGAAUUGAGGUUCAAGAUGGGAACAAGAAGGAAGCUCCUUUGUGAGAAAAAUCUGACCAGAGAAGAAGUUGAGAAAUUUAGGGACGCCAUUGCAAAUGAAACUAUGUACGAGAUGUACUAUGAUAACAUUCGCUUGGAAGAGCAAGAUGGAGUUAAUGCUUCGGAUCUAGAGUUUCCCCCAAUCCAGUACCAAGUUGGACUUUAUCUUAUCAAUCACCUGGACUUUCAUUUCCUUUACUUAGGAAACAAAGUGAAAGCUAUAUAUGUUAUGGGUCACUACGAUUUUUCUGGGGAAAUAUCUAAGGACGCUGAAAUCAAAGUAGUCGACUUCACGUAUUCUGUCUUCUGGGAAGAUUUUGAAUCCAAGCAAGAGAAUCAAGACAAGGUCAGUGACUUGUCGAAGCACGUUGGAGGAGAUGAUCAUGUGCCUUAUGCUACUACAGCUUUCGUCAUUUGCAUCUGGCUUGGGUUGCUUUGUGCUGCGAUUGUGGCAUACACGUACCUUAGAAAGUAUUUUACUCGGAUUUCUUUUGGAGAAGCCACAGGGGUUGGUCCUGGUGAUGCGUGCAGAUGUCCUCGGUACUCGUCCCUUCUUGGGGCCAUUCUGGGUGGGUGUUGGAACUCAGCAGUUCAUCAUGUAAGCCAUAUCUGCCAUAUGCUUGUAAAUUCUGAAUUCAUUUUUUGGAUACAAAGAUGAA
Molecule: messenger RNA, 1280 nt
Organism: Quercus robur (English oak)
Lineage: Eukaryota; Viridiplantae; Streptophyta; Magnoliopsida; Fagales; Fagaceae
Product: transmembrane 9 superfamily member 4-like
Exons: 4
Coding region: 599-1279 (226 amino acids)
Biological process (GO): protein localization to membrane
Cellular component (GO): membrane
Source: RefSeq, a predicted model, not a curated record